Molecule: messenger RNA, 1136 nt
Organism: Nicotiana tabacum (common tobacco)
Lineage: Eukaryota; Viridiplantae; Streptophyta; Magnoliopsida; Solanales; Solanaceae
Product: 26.5 kDa heat shock protein, mitochondrial
Biological process (GO): response to heat
Source: RefSeq, a predicted model, not a curated record
UGGUUUGAGAAUAGAGUAGAGGGAUGUGUUACUCUCUGGAAUACUCUGCUGUAAAAAACACAUUGUUCGACCGGAAGCAGCAAGAAGCUUCUCAAGAUUAUCAAGUGUAUGUGACUUCUUUUCUGACUUUUCACGUUCCUGCUAGAAGGUGUUAAAUGUAUCAUGCAUAGCUCUACAUCAUAUAAAGCCACCUUUACAUCCUUUCCUUACUGCACUGCUUCCUUCAUACCACUGGCCACUAACAGUAUAACAAGGCGCAAGGACCAACAGUUAGAAGAUGGCUUUGGCUCGUUUAGCUUUAAAGAAUGUACAGCAGAGGACGAUGGCCUCAAGCCCCUCGACCACCUUCUCUAGGACUGUUGACAAUCUACAGAAACUGAGAUGGAGUUCUGACCUUGUAAAUCGUUUCUCCACAGCUGGUGAUGGUGAAGAUAAAACAGAGAAACGUGAAGUAGCAGUCUCUGAAGGUGGCAAGAAGUCCAAGCUCUUUCCUAGGAGACGCGGUCGCGGCAGUCUCGGGAGACGCCGCAAUCCUGACUUUGCACCUGCUAUUUGGGAUGUUUUACCUUUUGGACUUGGAAAUGCAUUGAUUCAAGCUUCGGAGAACAUCAACAGGCUGUUUGAGAAUCUGAACGUGAGUCCCUCACAACUUAUGGGUAGAUAUAAAAAGGACGACAAGAGCUACAAAAUCAAGUAUGAUGUGCCAGGUCUCGGGAAAGAGGACGUGAAAAUCACAGUGGAAGAUGGGAUACUGAGGAUAAAGGGAGAGCACAAGGAAGAGCAAGAGGAAGGUUCAGAUGAUGAGUUCUGGUCUUCAACAAGCUAUGGAUACUACGACAACAGCAUUGUGCUUCCUGAAGAUGCCAAAGUUGAUGAGAUCAAGGCUGAGAUGAAAGAUGGUGUCUUGACCCUCACUAUUCCUAGAACUGAGAAGCCUAAGAAAGACGUUAAAGAAAUUCGAGUCUUGUGAGCUCCAAAAUGUUAUUCAGUGCUGUAAUAAUCCCAGCCCGAUCUAGUUUUCGUUUUUCAGUCCAGAUGGAAAUAAAUCUGUACUACUAGUAACUACGAACUCUGUUUUCUGUUCUUAAUUUCGCUAUUCGAAUAAAAGAGUGCUAUGCGUGUGUGUUCUGACACUA